AUGUCGGACCGUGAUAGGGCCCAAUGGCACGAGAAUCCCCCAAGUUCCCCGUAUUCAAAGCCAUCAAUAGCCCACUGGGAAGAUGAUAUGGAACCCGAGAGCAAUUUCCAGCUUGAAGAAUCUCCAAAUGACGAAUUCAAUGGCGAUGGAGUUGGGACCACAGCUCCAGACACAGAGAUUAGUAUCAGUUGCAGCGGUGAAGGGGACCAUGGCCUCAAUUCAGAUGGAUCAGAUGUCGAAACUUUCCCUGAUUUUGUUGACGAUGAGAGCUUCCAAGCUGUGGAACAGAGCCAGCCAGAGUCCAAGGGCAGUGAGCCUUCAAAUUAA
Molecule: messenger RNA, 327 nt
Organism: Paracoccidioides brasiliensis Pb18
Exons: 2
Coding region: 1-327 (108 amino acids)
Source: RefSeq, a predicted model, not a curated record